CUUGAAAUCUAUAAUAUGAAGAUUGAUUCCAAAGUUACUUCUCGAUUUGCUCACAACGUGGUAAUCAGCCGGGUAGUGAAUCGAGCAAAUAAGUCAAAAGAAGCUUUCUUUGAAAUGGAUCUACCCAAGACAGCCUUCAUUACCAAUUUCAGCAUGACUCUAGAUGGAGUGACUUAUGUGGGAGCCGUAAAAGAGAAAGAAGUUGCUCAGCACCAGUACCAACAAGCAGUUUCACAGGGAAAGACUGCAGGACUUGUGAAAGCAUCUGGCAGAAAAAUGGAGAAGUUUAAAGUGUCAGUAAAUAUUGGAGCAACCAAAAAAGUCACAUUUGAACUAACAUAUGAAGAAUUAUUAAAACGUAACUUGGGGAAAUAUAAGAUGAACAUCAAAGUAAAACCCCAACAGUUUGUCAAAGAAUUCCAGAUUGAUGUACAUAUCUUUGAACCACAAGGCAUUUCCUUUCUGAAUGUUGAUGCAAAGUUCUUAAAAAAUAAUCUGACUUCACUUGUGAAAAAGACACUUACUGCAACAAGGGGCCAUAUUUCUUUCAAACCAACUCUUGAACAACAGCGCAAAUGUCCUGAUUGUCAUGAGACAAUUCUGAAUGGAGACUUCAUCAUAGUAUAUGAUGUCAAUAGAGACCUGUCUGCUGGUAGUAUUGUAAAUGGAUAUUUUGUGCAUCAUUUUGCACCUGCUGAUUUACCCAGGAUCCCUAAAAACGUCAUUUUUGUAAUAGACCACAGUGGAUCUAUGAGGGGUACAAAAAUGCGUCAGACAAAUGAAGCUCUUAUAAAAAUUUUAGAUGAUAUGGACUCAAAGGAUCACUUUGGAAUUAUUAUCUUUGAUCAUUCUUUUGCAACUUGGAAAAAUGCAAUUUUUCAAGCAACUCCAAACAACGUGACUGAAGCUAAACGUUUUGUGAAAACAAUUUCAGCCAAAGGAGGAACAAAUAUAAAUGACCCUAUGCUAGAAGCAGUGAAACAUCUGGAUAAGGCCUAUCAAGAUAAGCUUCUGCCUGAAAGAAGUGUCUCCAUGAUUAUUUUGUUAACUGAUGGUGAUCCAAAUGAAGGAGAAUCAAACCCAGUAAAAAUUCAGCAAAAUGUUAAAAAAGCUGUCAAUGGCAAAUACAAUGUGUAUUGCCUUGGGUUUGGUUAUGAUGUUAAAUACAGUUUUCUAGAGAAAAUGGCACUUGAAAAUAAUGGUAUAGCACGGAGGAUUUAUGAGGAUUCAGAUGCUCCCUUACAGCUCCAGGGCUUUUAUGAUGAAGUGGCAAAUCCCUUGCUUUUGGAUAUUGAAUUGCAAUAUCCAGAGAAUGCCAUUUCAGAGUUAACUCAGGCCAAUUUUAGGCAGUAUUACGAUGGGUCGGAAAUUGUAGUGGCUGGCAAGAUUUCAGAUAAUAACCUGGAGUCACUCAUUACAGAGGUCUUUGCACAAGCUGCUAAUGAAAACUUAGCUCUAAAAGCGGAAGUGCAGGUAUCAGAAGUUGAAAAUGUUACUCAGCAGCAGCAAUACAUUUUUGGUGACUUCACUGAGCGACUGUGGGCUUAUUUGACCAUACAACAGCUUUUAGAGAAACGGGUUUCUGCAGAACCAAAUGAAAAGGGAAACCUAACCAACAGAAUCCUGGAACUGUCACUCAAAUACAGCUUUGUAACACCACUAACGUCAAUGGUGGUCACAAAACCAGAGAAAAAUAAGAAUGGCACAUUUGUUGCUGACAAACCAACAGAAGAUGAUGAUGAUAAUGAGAAGCCAUUAUCAUUUAGAACUCAAACUGCUGGAAGAUCUAAUAAACAUUCACAAAUAUAUCUAAAACGUCCUGCACUCCGUCCUUCCAAUCGUCGGGGCAUGCCCGGUUUUCCUGGCCUUUCUCAUUCAUCAUUUCGUGGACUGAGUGAUUUAGUAGACAAGCCUGCAGAUAUCAUGCCUAUUCGUAUCUUUCCCACAUUGGUUGACCGAAUCAUGCCCACAUUUCCUACUGAAAACGAGCCCACAUUUACUACUGAUAUCAUGUCCACAUUUGCUCCUGUUGACAGCGAUCCUCACUUUAUCAUUUCAAUAAAUGGUCACAAUGAUGCCAUUUGUUUCAACACUGAUGGGAAACCAGGGGCAAUUCUCAGUCUGGUCACAGAUCCAGUUACAGGUCUUACAAUAAACGGAAAGUUGAAUGGAGAGAAAAAAAUAGAAGCUAACAAGAAAACAAACUUAUACUUCAGAAAGUUUGGAAUCGUGAACAUGAAAGUGAAUGUAAAAAUUGAAGUGUCAACAAAGAUGAUUAAAGUCUUUCAAGGAGAAGACAUGUUUAAUCUCCCCUGGUCAGCAACAGCGUCUUUAAUAAAACAGAGUUUCUCAAUCUCAAUUAUAGAAGAAAGGAAUCUCACACUAACAAUGGGAGAUGAUGCAACAUUUGUUAUUGUGCUGCAUCAGACCCAGAAAAACCACCCUCUGCACAGAGACUUUCUGGGACUUCAUAUACUUGAUAGCCACAGGCUUUCAAAUAUGACCCAUGGAUUAUUUGGUCAGUUUUACCAUGAAGUAAGUGCUGAGGUACAGAACAUUCACCCCGGAUUAGAUGAAAGCAAAGCUGAUGCAACGAUGAUGGUAAAAGGUCACAAACUCAGAGUAACAAGGGGGUACCAGAAAGAUUACAAUAUCCCAUGCUGGCACGUUCACUACGAUGACAAAGAAUUUAUUGACGGAAGCCCCACUGACUAUGUUCUUGCUUCUUUAUUUGACUCCCAAUAUUCAUAACCUGAGACCGGAUGAUGAAAGUUUAUUCCUUUCGUAUUGUUGGCAUGUCCUUAUUAUUCAGUGACUUACAUGUCAAAUAUGUAUUGAUUAAAGGUUGUAAAUCUAUGUAUCUUCAAAUAUAAAUUCCUCUGUUCAUUUACCGUUAAAACUGCUUCUUUAAGAUGAUCAGAUUUAUUCUGAGUAGCUGUCCAGAGAUGAAGAGCUAAAGAUGGUGAGUUUGAGAAAAACACUGUAAUUAUGCAAUU
Messenger RNA from Hemiscyllium ocellatum (epaulette shark), 2996 nucleotides. Its product is annotated as inter-alpha-trypsin inhibitor heavy chain H3-like. Gene Ontology annotation, molecular function: serine-type endopeptidase inhibitor activity. The transcript is spliced from 25 exons. Gene Ontology annotation, biological process: hyaluronan metabolic process. Bases 16 to 2751 code for a protein of 911 amino acids. The record is from RefSeq and is a predicted model, not a curated record. NCBI's taxonomy places the organism in Eukaryota, Metazoa, Chordata, Chondrichthyes, Orectolobiformes, Hemiscylliidae.